AUGUCUGAAGAACAGAUCAAUAAAGCAGUAAAUACAUUAAAAGAUUCCAGAAACUACACACCUUUAAUAUCAAUAGUAACUACGUAUGUUACUGAGAUAUUAGAGGUAGAUAAAAAUGCACAAUAUAAUAAGAAAAUUUGUGGCGCAUUAAUCGAGCGAGUGAGAUCUGUUGAAUUUGGAAUUAAAAUAUUGUUGCGUAGAAAACCAGAGAUUGAAGAAAACUUUAAAAAGGACAAUUAUAUUGAUGAUUUUGAAGAGUUUGCAAAAACUAUGAUAGAAAUUAAAAAGUUCGUUGCAGAAAUCACACAGUUCCAAAAGUUUAGAUUUCUUAGGGCAGAUACAAUUAAAGAAAACUUUUUGGAAUUGACAAAGAGAUUUGAUACCUAUAUGAGCAAGUUAGACUUUACUAUAAUAACUGAUAAAGAAAAACUAAAACAAAUAGAUGAUGAAAAUUUAAAGGAAGACUUGAAUGAAAUGACUGAGUUUCUUAAACGUAUCGAAAGUUAUCAAGAGUAUCAGGAAAUAGCAAUAUCAACUGAAAUACCUAAAAUAUUACCAAUUCAUUUGCAAAAUCCAGAUAAUAACCUUAAAGUAGUUAGAAAUCAUAAAAGAAUAUUAUUGCCGGACAAACGAGAAGUAACCAAUGAGCUGGAACCUAAACUAGCAAACUUUCAAUUUGCAAGAAUGAAAGAUGAUGUAACAACUUUUAUUAAUCAGGAUCGGGAAAGUUUGCGCUGGAUGGCUCCUGAAAAAAUGUUAGAUUACGAAAAAGAAAAUAUUGUUCGAUAUACCUACCAAUGUGAAUUAUUCAGCUUCGGUAUGCUAUUAUGGGAACUGGCAUUUGAGAAGACUCCUUAUGAGAACAAGAAGUUAGAUUACGUAAUUUCUCAUGUCACCAAUGAAGGGAGGGAAGAAAUUCCUGCUUAUUUAUCAGAUAAAUCAGAAGAUUACGAAAUUUAUCAAGAAUUUGUAAGAAUUAUUAAAAGCGGUAGAAUUAUCGAAUUUGAAAGAAAAAUGUUAUAUACCAGACAGGCAUAUCAUGCCAUUACCUUUAAAAAAACAGCAAUCGAAUUGAUUUCUAUAGAAUAUACAAUUAUGGUAAUUGAUGAAGGAAUUAAUGGAAAUAUUCAGAUAAAUUGA
Cetraspora pellucida is the source of this 1140-nucleotide messenger RNA. The record is from the annotation of a GenBank genome assembly. Lineage: Eukaryota; Fungi; Glomeromycota; Glomeromycetes; Diversisporales; Gigasporaceae.